Sphaeroforma arctica JP610 is the source of this 188-nucleotide messenger RNA. RefSeq lists its product as hypothetical. The transcript is spliced from 2 exons. The annotation marks the transcript as partial. The record is from RefSeq and is a predicted model, not a curated record. NCBI's taxonomy places the organism in Eukaryota, Ichthyosporea, Ichthyophonida.
AGGAUGUUUACCUGCCGCAGGUCAUCACCACCACACGCAACAGCUCUAUCGGAGAUGUGAUAGAAGAGAUGGACGAUCACGAUGUCGACAACGUCCCUGUGCUCAAUGAAAAGAAGCGCUUGGUGGGGCUUAUGAACAGACAGGCCAUACGCGCAGUCGUCACCGGAAACAAAGCGGCGGUAAGUUAA